Molecule: messenger RNA, 2235 nt
Organism: Anopheles nili
Lineage: Eukaryota; Metazoa; Arthropoda; Insecta; Diptera; Culicidae
Product: leucine-rich repeat-containing protein 15-like
Exons: 2
Coding region: 1-1545 (514 amino acids)
Molecular function (GO): protein binding
Source: RefSeq, a predicted model, not a curated record
AUGUUCCGAUACUGCUUGUUGGCGUUGGCCUGGAGUCUUCUGUCGGUAGCGUUUGCCGAAGAUAAUGAUUACGUGGACGUUUGCUUCGAUCAUGAAGGAGAAAAACCACCCCAUUGUGAAUUCAUCGAUUUCGAUGACGUCUUCCAGUCGUCCAGCACCGUCAAGUUCAACUGGAGCUUUAUCACGAAGCUGUCGAUCAGCAAUAAGAAGAUAAUUGGUGUGCCAACGAAAAUGUUUGCCUCACUCCCAAACCUGGAGAGCUUCAUCGUGCUGAACAGCUUGUUUUACCGAGAGAUUGAUCCGAACAGUUUCGUCGAUUGUAACAAGCUCAGCCACGUCGAGAUCACCGGUACCAACAUAACGCUGCUGGAUUCACACUUGUUCCCGAAAACCCCCAAGCUGCAGUACCUGCUGUUUCACCAUAACCGCCUGUCGGAGAUAAAACAUGACACGUUCGAGUUUCUCGUGGAGCUGGAGGAGCUCAACCUCUCGUACAACAACCUCACCAGAUUGCCCAGUGGCGUGUUUCACAAGCAACGGAAGCUGAAGUUGCUCGACCUGAACCACAACCGGCUGGUGUUGCUCAAUCUCGACAGUUGGCUCACCACAGAUGGGAUCAUCGCCAUGACGUUCCUUGACGCGUCAUACAACCAACUGGUCGACAUGGCCUGGACGGAUAUCGGCGUGCGUAAGGUGAACCUGAAGUACAACAACCUAACAUCCGUUCACAUCAACAACAACAGCAUCGAGGUGCACGCGUCCCACAACGCGAUCGAUUCCGUCGUAAUCGGUAGUGGCUGUAACCUAGAGAAACUCUACCUCGCCCACAACAACCUGCAUAGCUUCGAGUGGCUCGAGCACUGUGCCGAUACGCUACGAUCGCUGGACAUUUCGCACAACCUGCAACAAAAGAAUACCGACUUCCUGAACAUGAAGCAAAUCACAUCCCUCAACAUCGAGUGUACCAACAUCAGCCUGAACUACAAGACGCUGCACGACUUACGCAAGCUGCGCUUUCUGGACAUCUCAUACAACAACCUGAAGAAGAUCGACCUGGAAAAUCUCACGUCACAGCGGCUUCUGGAGCGGUUGAUGAUCAGCGGAAAUCCGAUCGCGAACAUUUCAAUCGGUUUGAUCAAGCGCAACUUCCCCAAUCUGAAGGCCCUCGGGAUCUACGAUCUACCGUGGAACUCCACUUCCCUAUCGAUCGCGAUCGACGACUUGAAGAAGCACGACAUCCAACCGUACAUUCGCAGCGAUUAUCUGUUCGAUGAGUCCAAGUGCCCACUAAAGGUAGCGCCCUCAUUUGGCAACGAAACCGACCACGAGCUGGGUGAGGAUGGCAGAGAUCGGCACGAGCACGGUAUUGCUGGUGAUAAGACGGCGGAGUAUGUCGUCAUUGCGUUGCUGCUGUGUAUGGUUUGCGGGUUGAUAGGUAAGCUGUUUGUCGACAGCCGAUACUUCCCAGUGUUGUUCAAGGAGCGCAUCCAGCGGCGAUCGUCUAUCUCGCACGAAAGUUUGGUAUCGUGCGAUCUGAAUGGCUAGUUGCAUUGAACGGUACAGUGUGAGCGUUUGGUGCAGUGUAUGUUAAAUGGUGCAAAUAAUAUUAAUCAAGUGCUGCCUAAUGGCCGCACGGAUGGUAACAGGAUUUACACUGGGCAGUUCGCGUGCCGGAAACAUGAAUCAGGUAUGCUUCGGGUUUCGUUCUAGCCCAAGUGUUAUCAGUCGCAGGUCAGUAGCGCGCUGGUAGUGGUGCACUUCCUUUGUUUUGUUGUCAAUGAUUCGAAACCUGGUUUAGGUCUUGAGUCAUGAGUCAUGGGAAAGUUUAAAAUCUAAUAUAUUUAAAACGACGUAAUAGAAGAGCUUCGCUUCAAGCACGCCAUGCAAUCACCAACAGUUUGGUUCUUGUGCACAGAAUGAGCGGAAAAUCUUGCGCUUUCAACGAUAUUCUGAUUACGGAAAAACAAUAACAUCCAACUACACCAGCGGACACCCACUCAAGACCGCAAUUAUCAAUUGUGAAACAGGUUCUUGAUAAGCGUUGUGGAAGGAACGCAAAUGAAACGUCCUUGCGCUCGCCUUGUACUGUAUAGAAAUAACCCAUAAGCAAACCUAACAAUUUGCAGUGCGUGUGUGUGAAUAUGUGUGAAUGUGCAUGUGUGACAAAGAACACGAAGAAUGUUUUAGCGCAACCAUAUAAAAAGUCGAUAAUAAAUCCCGUUCCAUAGUUUCGAA